UUGACAUAUUAUAAGGCACCUCAAAAAUGUCUGCUUCCAAGUAAUUAAUGAGAACAUAACAAGCUUUGGAUCGGUACAAUUUUUUUAUGUGAGAUUUAAUUUGAUUUAUAAUUUACAGUGAAUAAAGUAGUGUUGUGAUAAAAUGACUGACCGGAUUAAAAAUAUACCUGAGCAAAAACUCAAAGCUUUUUCUAUCGGAACAAUGGGGAAACGGGCAUUAUCCAAAAGGGAACUCAAAGAACAACGCAAAAAGGAAGAAGAAAGAGCUGCUGCUCAUGUUUUCCAAGAAUUCGUGGAAACAUUUCAAGACACUCCUAUUAAUGGGGGUAAUAAAGUUUGGGUCAAAGCUGGUACUUAUGAUGCAGGAGCAAGAAGGGAGGACACUAAAGAUAAAGGAAAACUAUAUAAACCUCAAUCGAGAGUAUCUACCACUCAUGAAAAUAUGUCUUCUGCUGAAAAAGCUCAAGCUUAUGCAAAAUUGCUAUCAACAGAAAAGAAACCUGAAAGGUUAGGAAAGAAGAAGCCUCCGACUAAGAGUAACUUGGAAGCUUUCAAAGAGGAACUGAGACAAAUGCAAGAGGAAAGAGAGGAACGACAUAAGUAUAAGGGGGUUUUUAAAAAUCCAAUUGAUAAUGAUUUGGAUUUGUUUAUGAGAGGAGGUGACCUAGGAUCAUUUGACAAUGGUGAUCCAACAAAUACAAACAUAUAUUUGGGAAAUUUGAAUCCAAAGAUUACUGAACAGCAACUCAUGGAGAUAUUUGGGAGAUUUGGUCCUUUGGCUAGUAUUAAGAUAAUGUGGCCAAGAUCUGAUGAGGAAAAAGCGAGAGGAAGAAAUUGUGGUUUUGUAGCUUAUAUGAGUAGAAAAGAUGGUGAAAGAGCACUGCGUUAUCUGAAUGGUAAAGAAAUUGAAGGAUAUGAAAUGAAGUUGGGUUGGGGCAAAUCAGUCAUAAUACCACCUUACCCUAUUUACAUACCACCUAGUCUACUUGAAUUAGCAAUGCCUCCACCACCGUCUGGAUUGCCCUUCAAUGCAUUGCCAGUUCCAGAGGAUAAAGAUACUCUUCCAAAGUCAGUUGAAGAAUUGAACAAUAUACUUCAAAGAGCCAUUGUUAAAGUGGUCAUUCCAACUGAUCGUAAUUUGUUGAUGCUGAUUCACAGAACAGUCGAGUUUGUAGUAAGAGAAGGACCUCUAAUUGAGGCAAUGAUAAUGAACAGAGAAAUCAAUAAUCCACAGUUUCGAUUUUUGUUUGAGAAUCAAAGUCCUGCUCACAUAUAUUAUCGGUGGAAACUUUAUUCUAUUUUACAUGGUGAUGCACAAAAGGAAUGGACUACAAAAGAGUUCAGAAUGUUCAAAGGAGGAUCAAUUUGGAAACCACCAAUUAUGCAUUCAUAUACUGCUGGUAUGCCUGAUGAACUGGUACUUGAUGAUGAUGGAAAAGAGAAUUCUAAGGGCUCUUUAUCUAACAGUCAACGUGAUAGGUUAGAGGAUCUCAUACGUGGGCUGACAUUAGAGAAAAUGAAAAUUGGUGAGGUUAUGGUGUUUUGUAUAGAACAUAGUGAUGCAGCUGACGAAGUUGUGGAAUGCAUCACUGAAUCCUUAUCAAAUCCAAACACUCAGAUUUCCAAAAUAAUUGCUAGGUUAUAUUUGGUAUCAGACAUCUUACACAAUUGUGGGGUGAAGGUGAACAAAGCGUCCUUUUACAGAAAAGCGUUUGAAGCUAAGCUUGUCGAAAUAUUCAAUUUUGUAAAGGCUUAUUAUGAUAAACUUGAAGGAAGACUACAAGCUGAGGGAUUUAAGGUGCGAGUAUUGAGGAUUUUGAAAGCAUGGGAGGAUACUAUAUUCCCACAAGAUUUCUUGGGUAAAAUGCACAAUAUAUUCAUGGGCUUGAUAGAGGAAGAAAAAGAAGAAGUUGUUGCUGAUACUGGGAUGAACAUUGAUGGAGCACCAAUAGAACAUGAAAGUGAUGAAGAAAUGCCUCCAAUGGAUGGUGCAGUACUACUUAAAAAUGUAAUGAAGCAAUAUAGAAGCCCUUCACCAGAACCGGAUAUGGAUAUUGAUGGUGUUGAAAUAAAAGAUACUUCACUGGAUGAUAAUUCCCAGAAAACAGAAACAUUACUUCCCGGCUUUAUUGUAUCUAAAUGGGAAACUGUUGACCCAGAACAGAUUGAAGCUCAAGCAAUGACAACAAGUAAAUGGGACUUACUUGAUAAUAGCGGAGAUGGGAGUCAAGAUAGCACUCAGCAUGAUGGACAAGAGAUUGACUAUACAGAUUCAAGAAAUAUGACAGAAGAAAGGCGAACAAAACUGAGAGAAAUUGAGGUUAAAGCUGUGCAAUAUCAGGAUGAGCUUGAAUCAGGACAGAGAAGCUUGAAAAGUGGAUGGACUGUACCUCAACAGGUAGAACACUAUCGACGGAAAUUGCUUAGGAAAUCAGAAAAGGAGAAGAGGGAAAAAGACAAAGAGAAGUCAGACAUUAAGGUGGAAAAGCAUAAAAGGGAUUACGACAAAAGUGAAAGGAGGGCAGUGACAGAGAGUUCAGACGAAGAGUCUUACUACAAAGAACUUACCUCUAGAAAAAGUAAAAAACACGCAAGAAGUUCAUCAAGUGGUUCAGCAAGCAAGCUCAGGUCGAAAAGUCGUUCACCCCAGCGCAAGAAAGCAAAACUGCCACCGUCACCACCUAGUCCUCCUAGGAUAAGAAGGCACUCCCCCUCCUCCACAUCCCGUUCUAAACGUAUUAGGGGUUCUUUGUCCCCAGUCAGUUCUAAUGAUAAGUAUGGGUCUCCUGUUCGUAGACACAGUAAACAUUCCCCAUCACCUGUUCGUUCGUCGAAGUAUAGACGGAGUCCCUCUCCUAUUAGGUUUUCCAGACACCUAAGUCCCUCUCCUCCUUCUACAUCUAGGUCUAGGCAUCGUUCGCCAGAUUCUACGAGGAAGCAUCGUCACAAGCACAAGUACUAAUAAUUUCUACUACUUACAAUUUACUGAAACUCCGUUAUCAUUAAUAUCUCCAAUUUUUCAGUGUACAAAGACAAAAUUUGAAAUUUUUGUAAUUUUUUAGCAGUGUAUCAAUAUUAUUGAACAUUUCAAAUGAUUUGAGUUAUCAAUUUUGUUUUUAUAUGUUAAAGAACCUAUAUUGUUUUUUUUUUAAUUAUAAACAGUUAUUAUUUUAAUUGAACUUGAGUGAUAAUAUUAUACAAUUCUUGCUCUUGUUGAAUAUUUAUAAUUACAUAUAUACAAUUUUUCAAUUAUCUACGAAUUAAGUUUUGAACUUGUAAAUAGUGUAAAAUAUUUUACAUUUACAUUAGUGAUUCACGCAUUGAUUCCAAAUAAUUGUCGGGUUAGGAUAUAAUUUAGUUCAGUGUUGUGUGUCAAUUUUAAUAAAUGAUCUGUUCAGAAUA
Harmonia axyridis is the source of this 3402-nucleotide messenger RNA. RefSeq names its product U2 snRNP-associated SURP motif-containing protein. Gene Ontology annotation, cellular component: nucleus. NCBI's taxonomy places the organism in Eukaryota, Metazoa, Arthropoda, Insecta, Coleoptera, Coccinellidae. The transcript is spliced from 16 exons. Gene Ontology annotation, molecular function: RNA binding. The record is from RefSeq and is a predicted model, not a curated record. Gene Ontology annotation, biological process: RNA processing. The coding region runs from base 143 to 2962 and encodes 939 amino acids.